AUGGCUACCCCUAGUGUCCUAGCUUUUGACGCUGAGGGUCGCGCCAUUGAUUUUGAGGUCUGGUUAGACGACCUGCAGCUGUACUUACAGUGCGACAGGGCUGACGACCUUUCUCUCUUUGACCUCACCUCUGGCGCCUCUCCUGCUCCUGCUGCUGAUGCUGAUCCCGCUGUCCGCUCUAAGUGGGCCACCCGCGAUGCUGCUGCACGUCUUGCUGUGCGUCGCCACCUCCCUACCUCUGAGCGUGCGCACUUUAGUCAGUACAAGAGUGCUCAGACCUUGUACGACGCUGUAGUUGCGCGCUACUCCUCCCCUGCCACUGCUGCACUCAGCCGUCUCAUGCUUCCCUACCUCUUUCCUGACCUCUCUGCCUUUCCCACUGUCGCUGACCUCAUUACGCACCUCCGCACUAGUGACACUCGCUACCGCGCCGCCCUUCCUGCUGAGUUCUGCGCUAAGAACCCCCCCCCCAUGUACAUCGCUCUCUACUACGUAGUCGCGCGCCUCCCUGACUCCCUUCGCGUAGUCAGGGACCACUUUCUCGCAGUCUGUCCCACCACCCUCACCGUCGACCUCCUCGAGAAGUCCCUCCUUGCAGCGGAGAAGAGCAUAGUCGCUGUAGGUGCUUCUCGUGGUGACCCUCGCACCCCCAUCUUUGAGGGGUGCUCUCCUUCCCCCUUGCUGCCCUCUGUUGCCUCUGCUGCUGCUGCCGACCUGCUUGGUCUUGAGUCGGUCGGCGCGGCGUCUGCCCCUAGUGGGAGACGUCGCUCAAGCAAGGGCAAGGGGGGCAAGGGCGCGGGUGGAGCUGGAGGGGGCGGUGGCGGUGGCGGCGGUGGCGGCGGAGGGAGUGGGGGUGGCGGCGGGACUAGUGGCGGAGGUGGUGGUGGUGGUGGUGGCGGCAGCGGCGGAGACGGUGGUGGUGGAGCCAGCGGUGGUGGUGGAGGCAGCGGCGGAGGUGGAGGCGGCGGAGGUGGAGGCGGUGGAGGCGGCAGCGGAGGAGGCAGUGGUGGUGGAGGAGGUGGAGCUGGUCGGGGUGGUACCCAGCAGCGUAGCGGUGGUGGUGGUGGCCAGCGCUCGCACCGGCAGCAGCAGCAGCGCUCGCGGGACAUCCCUUUGCCUCAGCAGCUUCGUGAGUGGUACGCUGGGCGUCAGAGGGGUGGGGGUACUGGUCCCUGCACCUACGUUCUUCGUUCCGGCGACCGCGCGGGUGAGCAGUGUGGGGGUGCCCACGCCACCCAGCGCUGCUUUGGCCGCCUGACGGACGCCUGGCGUCAGCAGUUCCCUGGGGCUAGUGAGAUCCCUCGCUGGGAUGAGCUUCUCAGGGCUGGUGUAGCGAUCUUUGAUCUUGAUUUUGAUGCUAUCCUUACUGCUAUGUAUGUUGUGGAUUAUAGUGAGGAGAAUGAGGGUUACCGUUGUUUCCGGCCCGACCCGGGCAUUGGUACUGCGUCGUCCUCGUCCUCCCUCACUUUCACACUUGACUCCGGAGCUUCUCGCUCCUUCUUUCGCGACCGCACUACCCUUACGCCGCUCGGCCGGCCGGUUGCAGUCUCCCUUGCUGACCCCUCUGGAGGUCCUGUCCUGUCUCACUUCUCCACUGUCCUCCCGUGUCCGGCUGCCCCUUCGGGCACCCUGUCGGGUCUGUACCUUCCCUCGUUCUCCACGAACUUGGUGAGUGGAGCGGACCUGCAGGAUGGGGGUGUUCACCAGUUCACUCCUGCGAGUCAGCGGGUGACCCACUGCACGGAGGCACGCACAGGCCGACACCUGGCCACGUUCUCGCGUCGGCCGGGGUCGAGUCUCUACACCCUGACCGUUGAGUCUCCUCCUGUCCCUGCGUCUGGUCAGGUGGCUGCGUCGGGUCAGGUACUUGCUGCUGCGUCCCGGUCAGGUCCUGAGUCUGCCCCCUGUUCUUGUCGCCUCCUGUCUCACGAGACUCUCCUGUGGCACCACCGUCUUGGCCACCCCUCCUUGCCCCGUCUUCGGAGCAUGGCUUCCCGUGUCCUUGUCUCUGGUCUUCCCCAGUCUCUCCCUCCUCUCCCCUCCGGGCCAGGACCUUCCUGUGUCCCCUGUGUCGAGGGUCGCCUCCGGGCUACUCCUCACUCCUCCCACUUCCCCCCGACAGAGGCUCCCUUGCAGACGCUUCACAUGGAUGUGUGGGGCCCAGCCCCCGUCCGUGGGCAGGGUUACGAGCGCUACUUCCUGUUGGUGGUUGACGACUACUCGCGUUACACCACAGUCCUCCCCUUGCGCAGCAAGGGUGCGGUCACUGAGGUGCUGAUCGACUGGAUCCGCGAGGCUUGUCUCCAGCUCAGGAAGAGCUUCGGCUCGGACUUUCCUGUUCUGCGUCUGCACUCUGACAGAGGCGGAGAGUUCUCUUCUCGCCUUCUGCGGGACUACUGUCGUGCACGGGGGAUCCGCCAGACCUUCACCCUUCCGGACUCACCACAGCAAAAUGGGAUUGCUGAGCGCCGCAUUGGCAUGGUCAUGGAUGUCGCUCGUACGUCCAUGAUGCAUGCGGCUGCCCCCCAUUUUCUGUGGCCGUUUGCGGUGAGGUACGCGGCGCAUCAGCUCAACCUUCACCCCCGGGUCUCUCGGCCUGCGAUGUCCCCAGUCUUGCUGUGGACGGGGAAGGUUGGCGAUGCGUCUGUGUUCCGUGUCUGGGGAUCUCGGGCGUUUGUCCGCGACUUGUCUGCGGACAAGCUGUCCCCUCGUGCUGCUCCCUGUGUCUUCCUUGGCUUCCCCACUGACGCCCCAGGGUGGCAGUUUUACCACCCCUCCUCUCGUCGUGUUCUGUCCUCCCAGGACGUCACGUUCGACGAGUCAGUCCCCUUCUACCGUCUCUUCCCCUACCGCACUCCUUCCCUCCCCCCUCCCCCGGACUUCCUUGUGCCGGUUCCCCCCCCGGUAGACCCCCUCCCCCCUCAGGUUCCUGCCCCCUCAGGUGUGUCCCAGGUAGACGCCGUUGACCCGGUCGAGGUUACUGGUGACUCUGGUGCUGCUGCGGGUGCUGAGCCUGGGGGUGCUGACUCUGGGGGUGCUGUGCGCGGGGGUGCUGAGCCUGGGGGUGCUACUGCUGGGGGUGCUGGGCCUGAGGGUGCUACUCCUGAGGGUGCGGAGCCUGGGGGUGCUGAGCCGGGGGGUGCUGUGCCUGGAGGUGCUGGGUCUGGGGGUGCUGGGUCGGGAGCUGCUGAGCCUGGGGGUGCUGAGCUGGGAGCGGGGGAGCUGCGCGAGUGGUUCGCUCGCCGCUGGAGGCGUGCUGCUGAGUCUGGAGGUGCUGCUGGUGCUGGAGCUGGAGCUUCUUCGACCGUCGAGGGUGCGGGUGCUGCCGGUCCCGGAGCUGCUGGACCUGCGGGUCCUCCUGGAGCUGGAGCUGCUGAGGGCGUUCGUGCUGAGCCUGCUGCUGUUGGUCCUGCCGCUGGAGGUGUGGGUGGCGCUGGUGCUGUAGCUGAGGGUGCUGGUGCUGUCCCUGCUGAGUCUGGAGCUGCCGCGCGGCCUCGGCCGUACUUCGUUCCGCUCCUGCAGCAGGUUCUUGGUCUUUCUCCUCCAGUAGAGGGUCCACCGCCUGUCCAGUCGCAGUCCCUACUGGAGCCUUCCUCUCCACUGCCUGCUCCCUCUCCUUACACUGGUCCUACUGGAGGUCUUGCUGAGCGUCGUGAGCCUGCGUCUCGUCCCGCGUCGCCUGUUCGUGCUGCUCGCGCUAGUGGUCGCAGUUCGCGUCAGCGUCCUCCUCCUGUCCCUGGCACGCACCGGAUGUCUCUGCGUCCGUCCACUGCUCCUCUGCGUGCCCCUUUGCCUUCUCCUCCUGAGUCCUCUCUUCCUGCGCUUGCCGACCCUGAGUCGGACUCUCUUCGCGCUGCGAGUCCUACUGUCACGCGUCUGCUUGCUACUGUCGUCACUGACCCCUCUUUUGAGUCCACUGCUGCGUCUGCUCUAGUCGCUGAGCUCGUUGACUUUGCUGCCCGCUGUCGUCUCGACUACGCUGCUAGUCUUGUUGCUGAGUCUGUCUGUCCUCCGUCCGUCAGGGGUGAGUGUGCUCUUGGCACGGACGUCCUAGAGGACAGGCAGGAGGAGUUACAGUGUCUAGCGGCUGCUUCACCUCAUCUCGCGUCUGUACUGCUUGCCCCUGAGGGAGACCCGGAUGCACUAGACAUCCCGACUCCGCGUUCUUACGCGGAGGCCGUAGAGGGUCCCUACUCCUCUCAGUGGCAGGCAGCUAUGGAUGCAGAGAUGGCUUCCUGGAAGUCCACAGGCACCUACGUUGACGCGGUUCCCCCUCCUGGGGCGAACAUCGUCAGUGGCAUGUGGAUCUUCAGGGUGCAGCGGCCGCCGGGCUCUCCACCUGUCUUCAAGGCACGGUACGUUGCUCGUGGCUUCAGUCAGCGGCAGGGAGUCGACUACUUUCAGACCUUCUCUCCCACCCCGAAGAUGACCACUCUUCGGGUGCUGCUGCACAUAGCCGCUCAGCGCGACUACGAGCUUCACUCUCUCGACUUCAGCACUGCGUUCCUGCAGGGUAGCCUGCACGAGGAGAUCUGGCUUCGCCGUCCACCUGGCUUCACUGGGACUUUCCCUCCUGGCACCCAGUGGAGCCUCCGACGGCCAGUCUACGGUCUCCGCCAGGCACCGCGUGAGUGGCACGACACACUGAGGACUACGCUUGCGGCUCUUGGGUUUGCUCCUUCUACUGCUGACCCGUCGCUGUUUCUUCGCACCGACACUUCCCUGCCGCCGUUCUACAUCCUCGUGUACGUCGACGACUUGGUCUUUGCCACAGCGGACACUGCUGGACUCGCCUACGUGAAGUCCGAGCUGCUGAAGAGACACACGUGCACAGACCUGGGUGAACUGCGCAGCUACCUUGGCUUGCAGAUCACUCGGGACAGAGCACGCCGCACCAUUACCUUGACUCAGUCACACAUGGUGCAGCAGGUCCUUCAGCGCUUCGGCUUCACGUACUCCUCGCCUCAGGCCACUCCUCUGCCUACUCGCCACUCACUCUCAGCUCUGCCUUCGGAUGAGUCCGUAGAGUCGAGUGGUCCGUAUGCAGAGCUUGUUGGCUGCCUCAUGUACCUGAUGACCUGCACACGACCUGACCUUGCAUACCCUCUGAGCAUUCUUGCACGCUAUGUUGCUCCUGGGAGACACAGACCGGAGCACAUGGCUGCAGCGAAGAGGGUAUUGCGCUACCUGUGCAGUACGUCGGGCAUGGGGCUAGUGCUUGGAGGGCGGAGUCCAGUGGUCCUUACCGGCCACGCGGACGCUUCUUGGGCUGACGACCAGGCUACGCAGCGGUCGUCACAGGGCUACACCUUCAGCCUUGGUUCCGGCUCUGUCUCGUGGCGGUCUACUCGCUCGUCUUCAGUUCUCGGCUCCAGUUGUGAGGCUGAGAUCUACGCCGGGGCCAUGGCUGCACAGGAGCUUCGCUGGCUCACCUACCUGCUGACUGACCUUGGAGAGCCGCCUCGUUCUCCUCCAGUGCUGUACGUAGACAACAAGGCUAUGCUGGCCUUGUGUCGAGAGCAGCGCUUGGAGCACAGAACGAAGCACAUUGCUCUCCGCUACUUUCUUGCUCGUGAGCUGCAGCAGCGUGGUCAGUUGCGACUUGCGUAG
This is a messenger RNA of Closterium sp. NIES-65, 5610 nucleotides long. The record is from the annotation of a GenBank genome assembly. NCBI's taxonomy places the organism in Eukaryota, Viridiplantae, Streptophyta, Zygnematophyceae, Desmidiales, Closteriaceae.